Molecule: messenger RNA, 2958 nt
Organism: Ramularia collo-cygni
Lineage: Eukaryota; Fungi; Ascomycota; Dothideomycetes; Mycosphaerellales; Mycosphaerellaceae
Product: related to Sls2 protein
Exons: 1
Coding region: 1-2958 (985 amino acids)
Biological process (GO): exocytosis; Golgi to plasma membrane transport
Cellular component (GO): exocyst; cytoplasm
Molecular function (GO): protein binding
Source: RefSeq, a predicted model, not a curated record
AUGAGCAACGAGCAGCGAUCGACCCCACCCCUCACCAACGAACAAAAGCGACAUUCACGAAACCCUUCCCAUCUGGCCGCGUUGAAAAAGGUACAGCUCAAUGGCGCCCCGAGCAGGAGCCAUGAAAAUGUCCUGUCUUCACUGCGGGCCACACAGCUCGUCGAGUCGAAGCCAUUGUUGCCGGCGGAAUUGUUAGCAUCCAUCUUGGACUAUCUCCCCGUGCCGGAUUUGCUGCGAUUUGCUCGCGUGUCGCGGAGAUUGCAGGAAAUGGUGUACGAUGACACGCGAUGGGUGCAAAAGUUAAAGGCCAUGAAGGCUUGGGAUGAAGCGGAAGCGAGACGGCGGGCGGACGAUGCGAUGAAGAGAAAGACCGAGUCACAAUUGGGGAAACUUAGCACGGAUGAUGCGGGGAGGGGAGGGCAUAGCAGGAGACAUGGCGGCAGUGUCACGCUGUUUGAUGCCGGGGUGGAGGAAGCACAUCAUCGUGCUUCGGUGGAGAGUCCCAUACGUCGAACGGCGGAUGGAUUCGACAAAUUGGCCGUCAAUGGCUCUGCCCAACCAUCGACAUGGGAUGCAAAGGCCGCUCUUGGAGUCUUCACACGGGUGAGAUCUAUCAGAGGGCACGCCAGAAAAGAGUUUGCUAAGGUCUAUGGCGCGUUGGGGCCGGUAUAUCUUGAUUUGUCGCACGUCAAAGGACACUCGGACGCGCUCAUCUUUCGUACAUAUCGUGACCCAGAACAGCAAGCUCAGAUGCUGGCCAAUCUGAAACGCUUCGCGCAGUGUGAUGCUGCAUCAGGCUGCAUUGAACGAGAAGAGCGGCUGGACAGCAUGAUCAAUGUGUUUGAGAAUGCUGUGCUGAGGGAGUUUGAGCAAGGCUGUGUUGCGGCCGACAUUGACGGAAGGGUACAUCGGUACGCGCAUGUCAUGGUCACUCUGAAUGGCGGUGCUGCAGCGAUGGACUCUAUGAUCUCCAAUCACCCACUUCUGACAAGAACCAAGAAGAUAGGCAAUCCGCUUGACUGUCUGGAAGCUGUCGCGUAUGGUCAUGUCGACCUCAAUCCAUCUCAACGCUUCUUCGAAGCGGUGGCUGAUAUGAUGGCACAGCAAGCAGACAUCAUCGACAGGUCAUUUCCCCCAAGUGUGGACGUGCUAACGCCGCUAUGGUCGCGCGUGUGUGAGGAGACCAUCGCGCAAUACCUCACAACACUCUUCGAUGAGGCCCACUCGACUGGAGCUGAGACAUAUGUCAAAGCUGUGGCAGGUACAUUUGGGCAGGCUCUCCGGCUCCUGGCCUCGCUCAAGCCAACAAAAGCAUCACCACCAGACUUUGCUGAGCAGUCCAAGCACGCCCUCGUGCAAUGUUUCGAGAAGCACUUUGAUCUCUAUCUCGCUGAGGAGUAUCAACUCUUUCGCAGCAAAGCUGAGUCGGAUGUCAGUCGGUGGGAAAAGGAACUAUCCGAGCAGGAGGCGUCCACUGAAUCAUACUUCAUGUCCAACGUCAACCGACAGGCUGCCAAACGAGACUUUCUCUCAUCUUUCAAAAAGGUCGUCAUGAUGCCAGUCAACGCAUUCCCAAUCUCGUCACCCUUUGGAGCGAAGCCUGCAAGCGUUGCCAGUCGAUCGGCUGCAAACAUGAAUACAGUCGACACUGCGUACGCUGGUGGAGGAUCAAGAAGUUCCACACCUCCGGCUGGAGAUAUGCCUGCACGAUCCGCAACACCUCUACAAGAAGCUCCCACCGAUGAACUUGCCGCAAAGGCUGCCAUCAUGAACUCCAAAUUGGAAGGCAUCAAGUCCCUGUUCAGUAUUGAGAUUGCGCUCAACCUCACUCAUCUUGUCAAAGCAUCGAUUGAAAGAGCGGCGUUGAUGGUUCAGAUGGGAGGCGAGCAAGGUGCCGAUGCGCAAAAGCAAUGCCGUGCAAUCUUUGUCACCAUGCUUGACAUUCUUGGAACUCGCCACAUUAAGAACGGCUUCGACAAGGCAGUCGCCCAUCUAGGUGCCUACAAUCCCCGCGAGGUCAGAAAGUUCCGAGAACAGGCCAAGACGGGUGAGUCCUCCGCAGCUGCAACGAAUGCUCAAGUUGGUGUCGAACCACUCGUCACCUUCCUCGAACUGGUCAAUAUUGGAGAUCUCAUCCAGCAAAUGGUGGAUGUCUUUUACGCUCAAGAGCUCGUCUCCACCAAACUCACCGAGCGCGACGACUUCCUCGAUCCUGCCGUCAAAAGCAAGAAGAAAUUCGAACAAAUGCUCGACGAGCGCGUAGCAGCAGGCUUGAACAAAGGCAUCGACGUCCUCAUGGAUGAAGUCGAAUACAUAUGCGCCACAACCCAACUCCCCACGGACUUCAACCCUGGAAAGGAGCUUGCCGACGUCGGACCCAGCGCUACUGCAAGACAAGUCGUUGAGGUUGUAGGAGGACAUAGUGGCAUGCUGGUCGGUAGUACCGAUAAGAACAUGCUAGAUGUCUUCAAUCAGGAGGUCGGAUUGAGAUUGUUCGGUGCGCUGUGUAAGCACUUCAAACGCCAACGCAUCAGCGUCGAUGGCGCCCUCCGCUUCAUCAGCGACAUCAACCACUACAGCGCCUUCAUCUCCUCUCUACGCCAGARACAACUCGCUCCCUACUUUGAAGCUCUGCGGGAAAUGUCGCAAAUCUACCUGGUGUAUAUCGAACCUCCCGGGGCGUCGUAUUUUGGUCGCGGAGGUGCAGCUCCGACUACCAACCGCAUCCGUGACGAUGAGAAGAAGGCUAAGAGAAGCAGUUGGCUCCCCGGGUCCAAAGUCACGAAUACAAGCCUGCAAGCCAAGGAAUUGGCGACGAUUGUGGCGGAUUCGACGAGAUAUCAUGGCAUUUUUCCCGCCGAGGAGGUUUAUGAAUUUGCGGAACGGAGAGCGGAUUGGUUUUUGGUUAAAGGGGAUGUGGAUACCGCCAUGUAUGGGCAGGGAUGUGAGAUUAUGUAG